Messenger RNA from Notechis scutatus (mainland tiger snake), 1866 nucleotides. RefSeq names its product Krueppel-like factor 5. Gene Ontology annotation, molecular function: DNA-binding transcription factor activity, RNA polymerase II-specific; RNA polymerase II cis-regulatory region sequence-specific DNA binding. The record is from RefSeq and is a predicted model, not a curated record. NCBI's taxonomy places the organism in Eukaryota, Metazoa, Chordata, Lepidosauria, Squamata, Elapidae. Gene Ontology annotation, biological process: regulation of transcription by RNA polymerase II.
AGCACCUGGAUUCCUCAAGAUCAGGAACAGCAGGCAUGCCUCGGAACGCCUGAUUGUUGCCUUUCCAAAAACUUGUUUUUCCUCUCCGAUUUGGGUUUCGCAACUCAGCAAGGGGGGAGAGGGGCACGCAAAGAGGAUGAGCGGCAGUGGGCUUGUUGCAAGCUCCCCAAUCUCUGAGGAAAGCGUAGCCUUCACGCCCUUGAAGCCCGUUGCGAUGGCGAGGGAAUGCAGUGACGACAUGGCCGUCUUUGAAGACAUCAAACCGCCCGUACGAAUCUUGGAAAACCAACCGGAUUUGGCCCAGGCGCAGACCGAGAUGGACAAGUACCUCUCUGGCCAAAUGCCCCCUGCACCGAUGGCAACAGACAAGAAGUAUCGCCGGGAAAGCGCCUCUGUGGUGGACGAGUAUUUCUCCACUGAAAAGCCUCCGUCGGCACCCUACAGCGUCAACAUCAACGUGAUCCUUCCGGACACCACACACUUACGCACGGGGAUCUACCGGCCAGCUAAGGGCCCCGUGCCCUUUCCCCAGAUCAAAAUGGAGCCCGGCCCCUGUUUUGCCCAGCCCUGCCCUGCCAGCAGUGGGCCGAUCCAGACCCUGCCGGACUUCACCAGCGUUUUUAGCGUGCCGCAGUCCGUGGCCGCCAGCAGCAUCUUUGUCAAGCAAGAGCUGCCCUGCCCCGAACCCCCGCAUUGCCUCAGCCCGCAGCCAGGCCUGCUCUACCAGCUCUCGGGGGAGAUGGCCCCUGCGUCCCCCUCGACCUGUGGCCCCACAGCCGCCGGCAGCCUCCACGGGGUGGCCAUUCCUAGUGGCAGCUCCAUGCUGGACUCCAGGCCCCUCACCCGGCCCCUGCGGCCAGCAGGGCAGCUGAAGCCCUUCCCAGCGGCCCCCCAAGGCCUCAGUGGCUUCAGUGUGCUGGAGGAGUUCUACCCCGUGCCAGCAGUGAGCCUGCCCCCUUCGCCCCCCAACUCACAGCCCGGCAGCCCCGAGAACGAGCCUGAGCCCAUCAACGCCAUUUCGCCUCCCCCCCCCUACGAGGCCACGUUUGGACUGAAACUGUCCCCCCCCGGACCCAUCGCCUCCAGCGCCCUCAAGCGCAUCACGCAGGGACACCUCAUCCUGCCGACCCCCAAGUACAACCGGCGGAACAAUCCGGAACUGGAGAAGAGGAGGAUCCACCACUGCGGCUAUCCUGGGUGCACCAAGGUUUACACCAAAAGUUCACACUUGAAGGCUCACCAGAGGACUCACACUGGUGAGAAGCCCUACCGCUGCACCUGGGACGGCUGCGACUGGCGCUUUGCCCGCUCAGAUGAGCUCACCCGACACUACCGCAAGCACACCGGAGCCAAGCCCUUCAAGUGCCUGGCCUGCGGACGCUGCUUCUCUCGCUCGGACCACCUGGCUCUGCACAUGAAAAGGCACCAGAACUAGGCCUGAGGCACAGCCUCCCUGCGGCCCCCGCCCCACCCAGACCGCGAUCAGAGGCCAGGCGCCCGGCUGCCACCCCCGCCUUGGAGGCCUGGCGAUGCCCAGGAAGGCAGGCUGGGGGUGGGGGGGGUUCUCCAGGAGACGCCUAUUUAUUUCUGCCUCCGUGAGACCAGCGUGUCAAGUCCUGACCAACUGACUUCUCUUGAAAUCCGAGGCUGUAGAACCGCAGCAGGAGGAGGAGGAGGUUGGCUGUGGGGGCCGCUGUCCAAAAUUAACUUCUCAGCUCUUGCAAGUCGCGUGGAACAGCUCUGGCCUUGGCUCACUUGGAGGAUCAAAGCAGCACGAAUUAAAUGGUGGCUUAAAUUGCUAUGUUUCUGCAGCUGAGGGGGGAAGAGAUCCUAACAUUUUGCACCCAGAGCUUCCUUAUCAGCAUC